Oikopleura dioica is the source of this 432-nucleotide messenger RNA. The record is from the annotation of a GenBank genome assembly. Lineage: Eukaryota; Metazoa; Chordata; Appendicularia; Copelata; Oikopleuridae.
AUGGGAAAUCAGUACACGACGAUUAAAAAUGAGACGACAGCUGAUUUUUAUGUAAUGAGCUUUAACGAUGCAGAUCUCGUUUAUUCGCAAUAUUAUUUGUUCAAAAGAUGCCCAGCUGGACAAACGAUUGAUAUAGGAACUUCGGAUAAAAACUCGAAAAAAAUUUCUCUUUUCGCUAUUUUCAAGAAUUUAAUCACAGGAUUCAACAAAGGUGACUACGAUUUAUGGCGAGUUCGGAACCAUGAAGAAGUCGUCAUCAGUUACAUAGGAGACAAGAAGGGCGCUGGAGUUAGGGAAACAAAGAAUGCAGUGACUUAUUUGACCAGAUACACCUAUCGAUUUGACCCUGUCGAUUCUAAAGCCGUGGCUGGAACCAUGGACGGAAUACGAAGAUGGGCAGCUGCUCACCCAAAUGAUCCUGUCAAUAAAUAA